AUAUUGAAUAAUAAAAAGGUAAGAAAUAUACCAUCCAUUAUUGGUCUUACCAUGAAAUCUUACUAUUAGUGUUAAUUCCUCUCCUAUAGAUCAAUGGAGGAAACAAGUAGCUUAAACUCUGAAAGAAAAUCUAGUUCCAAAUCUAAAAAUGAAUUAGCCAACUCAAAGGAAGAAAUAAGAAAUGAUAACUUAAAAGGUAUUGAAGGAAAGAGUACUGUCGAACAUACUUCCUAUCUCAAGAGAGUCCCCAAACUUAAAACAGAGAUGAAUCUUCGGAAUAAAAUUGCUUAUAAUCGGGCUGUGAAUGUGCUAAAAGUUGAGAAGAAACAUAAUAAAGACCUUGAACUAUCAAAAGAAAUCAAGGAAUAUCAUGAGAAAGGAGUCAAGAGAGAAGUUCCAAAGUUUUUAAAAAGAAGUCUGGAGUAUUCAAGCGUCUAUGAUGGAAAAAUACUUGAUGAACCAAAAUCAAUGACCAGAGAACAACAUGCAGAGAACCUCAAAAGGAUUAAAGAAUAUAAUCGAGAACAAGCAUUAAGAAGCAGAAUAGAUAGAGCAGUACAGCAGACUAUAAAGAAUAUUGACAAUCAUGCAGAACUUGCACAGAAAGAAAGAGAAGAAAAAGAGUUAAAAUUAAAAGAGGAAAAAGAAAGAGAAAUACUAAAAAUUAAAGAAAAUGAAGAGAUUAAGGAGAACCAGCAGAAUACUAUCAUUAUUAAGAAUAAAAAUAAACAAAAGAAUAAAACAAAGAGAAGCUUAGGGAAAUCUAAAACUAAAAAUAAAAUUAAAGAAGUUCCUCCAUAUACACAAGCUGAACUGUUAAAAUAACAGAAAGAAGGUUCUUUCAAAAAUGCCUUUGUUUGAAGCUCUUUACAGAGGAAUUACAGGGAAGCCUAAAGCUUGUCCCAAAACUGAGAUUCUUGAACCUAAAUCAAAGAGUCAGUAUAGACCUAGUGUAAAAAUUAGGAAGUCUUCUCUUAAAGCUUCGAGAAAUAUACAUAUCAAUGACGAUCAACUGAGAGCCAAGACUACUAUCAAUGAUACCAGAGAGAGAAGAGAACUAGAAAAGGAAAGUGAAAAGGAAGUUAAGAAUGAUAUCAAAAAGACCCAAUCUUACGUCCAGGUGACUGAAAGAUCAAGAAUGAAAUAAAAUGAUUCUUGGAAAAUACAACCUUGGGAAGAUAUUUAGCAAGGAAGAGACUUUAUCUGACUCUCCCGUAAAUGUGACUAUCACUAGAGAUAAGAAGGAGCAUCAAAAUCUUACAACUGUCCUUCUCAAGAAGAAUACAAAGAAUUCUCCUGGAAAGGAUCAUCACUCAAACAAAUUGCUGGAGGAUUUCUUAAAGUCCAGGUACUUUAAGCAGUAUCAGAUGGAUGCAGGCGAAUCUAUCUUUUAUUCAAAAGCUUCAACUAGUCUUGAUCAGGAAUUGAACACACUUAUCAAGUCAAGGUCUUUAUCUUACUUGAACCCUCCCUCCAAGCAAUGACACGUGUACACACAGAGGACAACGAGAGACCGAGCUAGUAGUAGGACCAGAGCUAAUCCCAAGUUUAAUAAAGGUACCCAUACAGAUAGACACACACAAUUUAUUGUUAAAGGAGAUAGCAUUUUGAGAAAAGAUAGCUUCCCAGAAACUGAAGGCAGUGAAGCAUUUGCCAUGUUUCAAAGACUUACUCCUGGGAAGAGAGCUGAUACAACAACAGGAUUUAGAAGCAAAAAUAAUACAAAUUAUGAAGAUAAAGCGGAUAAAGGGUGUAGUUCUUCUAUUAAAUUUACAAGAGAGCAUGUUCUAAGUACAAUAGCUAGAGCUACUGGGAGAGAAAUCAGAAUAAAACCAGCUCUUAAUAUGCUUACAAAAGAUAAAUGUAAGAGCCAGAGAAAUAUGAGGUCUCACAUCAGAAGAUUAACCAAAAAGAAAGAUAUUAUGAUUGGAAAAUAAUGGAAUAGUUAGUAAAUAUCAUAAAGGAGAGUUGGAUUACAUUGAAACACAAGCCAACAAAGUAUCAUUUUCUCCUGCCUCCUUUUCUGAAACGACGGAUGAGCAAUACAUUCCAAAUACUUUGUAUGGAAACUCUGCGGUGCAGGCAGUAAAGAUUUCAGAAUCUCAUAGGAGUCUUCAAAGAAAUACCAAAAGCCAAGCCUUGAUCAAGAGAUACAAUCUUGUCAAAGAAAAUGAAGGCCAGAGACCUAAAGAUCUCCAGGAUAUGGAAUCUAGAGUUAUAAAAUCAAAAAUUCAUUUUCAAAGGUUCUAUGAAAAGAAAUAAUGUCUCUUUUAUGAAAAUGCUCAGCAAAUUAGAAAGCAAACUUCAUAAGCAAAACCAAAAUUCACUUGAGGACUUGAUGAUUCAAAAGAGGAGAUUAGUUGCUAAUCAGAAUAAGAGAUUUAAAGGAAUCAAAGUCAACCACAACACUCAAGGAAGAGAAGGAGAACAAAGCUAUGUUGUCAGAGAAAGAAUAAAUACUGAUAUUGAAAAAUAUAAGAAAAGCUGACUCAAGAAGGGACUUACAAUAAAUGAUAAUUCAGGAAAAGUAGAUCAUUUACAAUCUUAUGACCCUGAUCUUAUUAACAAUAAUAAGACUCUUUUCAAAUAAGAAUACAGUUUCCACUGACAAAUGUAUCCAGAAUGAAUUUAGCAGUUUAAGCUCUUCAAAAUCAUUCCGUAGGAAUGAUAUAAAGAACGAAGGAUCUUUGGAUUCAGAAAAUAAUCAAGACGCUUCAGAUAAGAUAAAUAGCAGGCUUAGUAUCAGAAUCGAGAAUGCAAAAGUAAUUGAUGAUAUACUGAAGCCAGAAAAAUUGAGUGACGAUAGUAAUUGCAGUCGGAACAAUAAACUAAGCAACAGUGCAAAGUCAAUUUCUGUCCUCAGCGCAAAAUACAAUAGCUGGACUAACAAUAAGAGCACAAAGAAGAGGAAUAAGCCAUCUUCAACUUCAGCCAACUUUAAGAAGAAUAAAAACAGCAAAAUUCAUUGAAAUAAGAAAAUAAACUCUACCAAAGGAGACCUUGAUAACAAAGUUUAUAUACCUUUAUUUUCCAAUAUUUCAAAGGAUAAAGACAAGUUGGUUAUUGGAGCUAAUCCUACGCCAGCUAGAGACUGUAACAGCUCAGUCAAUCCUAAUCUCCAACCAUCAAAUCGAAAACUAAUGGCUAAUCCUCUUUCUUCAAGAUAUUGCUCUGAUGCUUCUUUAACAAGGAAGAAUUCUCCAAGAAAGAGGAUGAAUAGUUUUGAUAACCAAAGAGCGAAUAAUAUCGAUCUUCCUGGAAGGUAUAAACAAUCAGCAAGCAAAGGUUGUAGUAGCUAUAAGCCAGAUGUAAAUAAAAGAUGCAAUUAGAUAUCAAUAGAAUAGAUUUGCUUUCAAGAAGAUCCAUUGGUUUAAUCACUGACAGUCAUAAUUCUUAAA
Molecule: messenger RNA, 3398 nt
Organism: Moneuplotes crassus
Lineage: Eukaryota; Ciliophora; Spirotrichea; Euplotida; Euplotidae
Source: the annotation of a GenBank genome assembly